UCUUCUUCACCCUGGCUCUCAUCUGACCACCCCUUCUCAUUUUCUAGUCUGUCUACAAAUCCUAAAUUACAGAACACAUGGAUCGGUGGUCUUCCGAAUAGAGAUGCUCCAUCAAAUGUUUUCUUGAGAAUUCAGCAAUCGAUUAGGUCUUCACCGCUUCAUUCGUCUCAUCCACGCAGAUAGCUGGGAAACUCAAUCUGAUCAGUUAUGGGCGAUGAUUUGAGGAGUAGUACUAUGAAUAUGGAUCUUGACUUAAACGUUGAACCUUUAGAUUCAUCAACUGGUUCAGCUCUUCGAUUAGGUUCUUUAUUAGAUGAAUUAGAGAAUACACAUGGUCAAAUUGAAGAACGAAUUCGACAGCUUGAAACUGUUACAGCUAGGGCAAGGCAGCGCCAGAGAAUUCGACACACCAGAAACUAUUCAGAUCUAACAGUUCUCUCCCAACAAGAAAUAGGUACAAUUGAGAGAACCAAAUAUGGAAAAAGGGAUAGGACCUGUUUGGUGGCUGAGGCUUUGGAACUAAACAACAACAGAAGCAUUAGUAAAUGCAUUGGUGAUGGUAGCGGUUUCUUCGACUGCAAUCUAUGCUUGAACAUGGCUAAAGAACCAGUAUUAACCAGUUGUGGACACUUAUUCUGUUGGGUAUGUUUCUAUCACUUGCCUUAUAUUUAUUCAACUGCUAAAGAAUGUCCAUCUUGUAAAGGAGAGAUUAUGGAGAAUAACAUAGUCCCAAUUUAUGGAAAUGGUGAAAAUAACAAAUCGAAAAACUUAGAUUUGCAUCAGAAAAUCCCUCCGAGACCAAAAGCAAGACGGGUCGAAACUCCUAGGGAACAACCCGAGAACCAAAGAGUUUCCCAUACUCGUACCUUUUCAAGAGUAUUAUCCGAAAGUGCUGCCUCACUUUCAUCAAUUUCAUCUGCAAUAAAUAAUGCGGAGAGAUUAGUGGAAGAUCUGGAGUCGUAUCUUCGAAUCCGUGGUAUACGUAGACCUACAGAUUCAAACAUACUAUUGCCAGUUAACGAGGCAGAAGCAUCAAAUGGGAUUGUUGCCGGAACCGGGGCUAGUCCAGAGGAGGAACAAUUGGCAAGUAUGAUGACUUUAAGAAGGAGACUUCCUGUUCAAAGGAUUUCAGAUUCGGAGAAUGGAACCAUGCGUGAGCUUCGAAGGAGAAGAUUGAUCUGACUGGUCUCGAAAACAAGUCUUAGCUCUCGACUGGGUGUUUCGUGUCAACAAAAGCAACAAUCGAAAUUGAUCUUCAAAUUCCGAGGUAGAAAACUUGCUUCCUCUGUUGAUGAGAAUUGUAAUAUGUAUUGUAAUUAAAGAAAUUCUGACAGUGGUUUUUAGUACUAAAGCACAUUCUGAGGUAGAAACAAUGCUUCCUGUGUUGAUGAGAAUUGUAAUAUGCAUGCAAUUAAUGAAGUUGUAACAGUUUUUUAGUACUGAAGUUUAUAUAUAAUAUGAACACUUGUUAUUUCUUUUAA
Impatiens glandulifera is the source of this 1481-nucleotide messenger RNA. RefSeq lists its product as uncharacterized. Gene Ontology annotation, molecular function: ubiquitin-like protein conjugating enzyme binding; ubiquitin protein ligase activity. Gene Ontology annotation, biological process: ubiquitin-dependent protein catabolic process. The coding region runs from base 208 to 1182 and encodes 324 amino acids. The transcript is spliced from 3 exons. The record is from RefSeq and is a predicted model, not a curated record. Gene Ontology annotation, cellular component: endoplasmic reticulum. NCBI's taxonomy places the organism in Eukaryota, Viridiplantae, Streptophyta, Magnoliopsida, Ericales, Balsaminaceae.